UCGAAUUAAGGAUAUAAAAUGUUGAGUACAUUUUAUUUGGCGCUUUGUUGUCUUCCUCUUGUCUGUGAAGCAGGGUCAUACUGCUACGUCGAGUACUACCCAGGAUACAACUAUGUUUGUAUAUAUUCUCUGUCAACAGUUGAUAGAUUUGGAAUUGCCUAUGGAACCGUUGCUGGAAUUGGACUACUGGUAUCUCUAAUUAUCUUUGUUGCCUGUAAAAGUAGACAAAGUAGACCAAACAACUCAGCUAUUCUCCAACAUCCGAAUGCCGCUUACGUUCAGUCAGGUCAGCAAGUCCUAUUUAUCCCACAAGCGGGAAACAUUCAAACACAAGCACCACACAUUGCCGUUACCAAUCCUGUGACACCGAGAGAAAUCAGCAAUUGGCAGCACCUCAGAAUACCAUUACCAACCCUGCAUCUCCCUUGAUUAAUCAACAACGCCAGAUACCAGGGACAGAGUCAGCUGUAACGAGCACAAUGGGGGCGGAGGGAUUAACAGUUAUGUUACCCGAGGCACAGAAAGAUGAGACUGAAACAGAAGACCCACCACCAUAUAGUGUCUAGAACACUUACGUUGUUUGA
This is a messenger RNA of Saccostrea echinata, 584 nucleotides long. RefSeq lists its product as uncharacterized. The transcript has 4 exons. Bases 19 to 429 code for a protein of 136 amino acids. The record is from RefSeq and is a predicted model, not a curated record. NCBI's taxonomy places the organism in Eukaryota, Metazoa, Mollusca, Bivalvia, Ostreida, Ostreidae.